Messenger RNA from Cuscuta europaea, 2947 nucleotides. NCBI's taxonomy places the organism in Eukaryota, Viridiplantae, Streptophyta, Magnoliopsida, Solanales, Convolvulaceae. The record is from the annotation of a GenBank genome assembly.
ACGAGAUGAAACAGCUAACUUGGGUGUUUGGUAACAACUUUUUUAUUUGGCUUUUUAUCAAAACAGCCAAAACUGAAAAAGCCACUAAUCAUAGCGUUUAGGCAUUAGCCUUUCCGUUUAUCCUUCGAUUUUCCUGAUUUGCCCGCAACUCCUCUUCCCAUAACUGUACAACUUCCUUCUCUAAUUCAUCAGACAAGCAUCUUCGUGCUUUUGCAGUUUGCUCUCCAGGGUUUUGACUCCGGGAUAAAGUCUAGAUACUAUUGGCGGGGUUUCAACAACGUUUAUGCUCCCUCUAUAGCUCUCCGUCGCUAAGCUUGGAUUUCCACGCGGCAUGCAUGCUAGUAGGAUGUCAUUGUAAAUGAUAAAAAUGAUUUCUGAAUCAAAUAUUUGCUGAUAUCGCAUUUCUCAUGGGCAUCAUGGCUCGUAAAGGAGGCCAAGUAAAGCACGGGUUUAAUAGUCAUUUAGGAAACACAAGAAAAGAACAUGUUGAUUCUGGUUCUGGGCUUCCAGAUAAAUCACAAAGCAAUGAUGAAAGUGAGCCACAUGUCAUUACUGAGGAAGAACAUUUAAGCGGUAAUCUGCCAAGUGUACCUUUAACUCAAGAACUGAAUAGUUCCUCUCAACCUGAAGCAAAGAGGAAAAACAAACAUAAACACAAGAAAUCACUAAAAAAGGAGAAGCAAGAUGCAGUUGCCUCAGCAGUAACUGAGCACGUCGAAGCUCUAGGAGAGUUGGAUAGUCAUCAUCCACAUAAAACAGAUGCUUCUGAGUUAAGAGAAGGAAAAGAAACGCCUUUCUGCAAUGAUUAUAGCUCCGGGGACCCAAAGAGCAGGACCAGUUCCUCAGUAGAAGGAACUGCUACUCGAGAAACAAUUGAGAAAUCAGUUAUAAUUGUUUUUAGGUAUUUGCGGACGAUAGCUAUAUCGAUUUCGAAUUCAUGUAUUGAGUGGAUAGAGAGGAGGAAACCAUGGAUGAGACAUUUAAAGUGCAUUGUAUCAAAUGCUAGUGUGUAUGCUCAAAGGAAGGCUGAACAAGCAUAUCCUGUUGCUUUAAAAUGGAUUGUGAGUUUUGGCAACAUACUGCUUUUGUUAUCAAUGGUUUGGUUAGACUGCUGUCUCAGAGGAAUGGGCUCCUUCCUAUGUAUGGGGACGACUUCACUUUUUUCAUUCAUGUGGUGGGGUGUUCUCUCUUUGAUCGCAGUGAGCGGAUUCAAGUUCAUAUUGAUUCUGUUAGGUGUCUCUGUAAUUGCACUUCUUUCUGGAUUCAUUGUUGCGAUUCUUGCACUAUCCUUUAUAGGAGUUGCUUUCUUGUGGCUUUACGGACACUUUUUUAUAGCAAUCCCUGUCAUCUUGUGUGGAGGAAUUCUCGCCAGAUUGAACCAUGAGCGCAUUGCAGUGUUCAUUAUGACUUUGUAUUCUGUUUACUGUGGACGGGCACAUGUUGGGUGGCUUGGUCUACUAUUGGGUUUAAACUUGUCUUUUAUUUCAAGUGAUGCUCUGAUAUUUUUCUUGAAGAACAAUUUAAAUGAAAGAAGGUCUGACAGCUAUCCAGAACAAAUGGCUGGAGUGUCUGCUGAUUUUGGUGGUGGACUACCAGCUGAUCAUAGUACAGGAGGAAUACCUUCAACCAGUGAGUCUGACUCGGGAAUGACGUCUGAAAAUGAAGUUAUAAGAUUGUUGAACUGUGCAGAUCAUUAUUCAGCACUUGGUUUAUCUCGGUUUCAGGAUGUGGAUGUUUCUAUUCUCAAGAGGGAGUACAAAAGAAAGGCAAUGUUGGUUCAUCCUGAUAAAAACAUGGGUAAUGAAAGGGCUGUAGAGGCUUUCAAGAAACUCCAAAAUGCAUAUGAGGUUUUGUUUGACUCUCUUAAGAGAAAAACAUAUGAUGAAGAAUUGAGGAGAGAAGAUUUCUUGAAUUACUUCCGCAGCUUCCAAACUACUUCUCAAAAGAAUAGAGGCCGUAGAUUUACUCAGGCAGAAGGUGUUGGUGAGGAACCUCUUGGAGAGUCUAGACGGAUUAACUGCAAGAAGUGUGGCAAAUUCCAUCUCUGGAUUUGUACUGAGAGAGUCAAAUAUAAAGCAAGAUGGUGUCAGGAAUGUGAGGAGUUUCACCAGGCUAAAGAUGGAGAUGGAUGGGUUGAACAGACUUCACAGCCUUUCUUAUAUGGACUGCUGGUGAAGGUAGAGACUCCGUGUGCAUACGUUUGUGCUGAGAGUAAGAUUUAUGAUGCGACUGAGUGGUAUACCUGCCAGGGAAUGAGAUGUCCAGCUAACAGUCACAAACCUAGUUUCCAUGUGAACACAAAUGUGACACUAAAAAGUAGCAAUGGGAAGAGAAGUAGCAGCAGCUCUUCCGGGCAAAGAGGUGGGAUGCCAAACAUGGAAGAUGCGGCCACCAUGACUGAAGAGGAAUUUGUGGAGUGGCUACAAAAUGCCCUACAAGGGGGCUUUUUUAACAAUGGUGGCGGCAGCGGUUCAUCACAAUCUCCUUCAGCAGCGGCCGAGACCGGAAAGGGAAGUGGCGGCCCUGCAAGUGGUAACAAGAAAAAGAAGAAAGGAAAAAAACAAUGGUAACUGCCCCCCUCAAAUUAGCAGUCAUCUUCAACAUGGUAUUAGGAAGAGGAAAAGGUACAAAGCUGAGCGUUUAACAUUUAACUAAAUAUAUAUAUACUUGGAACACUGAUGGGGCAAAGAACAAUGUAUGUACAGUCCAUUGCCUCUGUAAAUGUUUCUUUCUUCUUGAGAAGGUUAUGCUUUGUUCAGUUGUGGUCCACUUAACAUUUCCAGUUUUUCAUUUUUUCUUGAGGAACUGAUAUCUUUCUCUAUAUUGAUGCCUGAUGGAUGGCUCAAGGACACAUUGUUAUGGAUUUUAACUUCAGCGUUUAGUACUGGUAGCGAAAUCUGCUAGUUUUUUUAUAGAAAGUAUAGAAUUGGACAAAUGUAUUUUUUCC